CCAAUUCUACGCCCCCUCUACCUAAUUCUUCCUGUUUGUCGGAGCCUCGUCUCUCGCGUCAAUUAUCGCCAUGCUCUCCGCUCGUCUCGCCCGCGCCGGCCUCCGUGCCUCUGCUCAGCAGAUCUCCGUUCCUCGCACUGCUGCUGUCAACGGCCUGCGCUCCUACGCUACCCCGGCCCAGGAAGUCAAGCCUCCUGUUUCUCUCUUCGGCGUUGACGGCACCUACGCCACUGCUCUGUACACUGCCUCCGCCAAGGCUUCCUCCCUCGAUGCCACCUCCAAGGCCCUGAACAACCUCGGUGCUGCCCUCAAGGCCGACCCCAAGCUCACCGGCAUCAUCUCCACCCCUACCCUCACUGCCGCCGACAAGCAGGCCAUCGUCACGGAGCUCCAGAAGGUCGCUGCUGACAAGGGUGACCUUGUCAAGAACUUCCUUGGCACACUCGCUGAGAACAACCGUCUCGGUCUGUUGAACGAGGUCGUUGACAAGUUCGGUGCCCUCAUGAGCGCUCACCGCGGUGAGAUCGAGCUGGUUAUCACCAGUGCUCAGGAGCUCGACAACAAGACCAUCACCCGUCUCGAGAAGGCCGUCUCCAAGUCCGAGUUCAGCCAGGGCAAGAAGCUCAAGGUUGUCCCCAAGGUCAACCCCGACAUCGUCGGUGGACUCGUCGUUGAAAUUGGCGACCGCACCAUUGACCUGAGCGUCUCCUCCAAGAUCGCCAAGCUCAACAAGGCCCUUACCGAUGCUUUGUAAAUUAACAACACCCUACAUCCCCUUUACGCAUCGUAUCGUGUCUCUUUUGUUGUUCCUAUAUCUACCAUCUAUAGCUUUUCUUCCUACACUAUGUACCCUAGCAUCACGCUGCACUACGCGAGAGUCCAUUGAAUGAGACUUGGACUUGAGUUUGGUGGAGAAUA
Aspergillus versicolor CBS 583.65 is the source of this 918-nucleotide messenger RNA. RefSeq names its product F1F0 ATP synthase subunit 5. Gene Ontology annotation, cellular component: membrane. The coding region runs from base 71 to 754 and encodes 227 amino acids. The record is from RefSeq and is a predicted model, not a curated record. The transcript is spliced from 4 exons. Gene Ontology annotation, molecular function: proton-transporting ATP synthase activity, rotational mechanism. NCBI's taxonomy places the organism in Eukaryota, Fungi, Ascomycota, Eurotiomycetes, Eurotiales, Aspergillaceae. Gene Ontology annotation, biological process: proton motive force-driven mitochondrial ATP synthesis.